AUGGACCUGUGUGUGACCAUCAAAGGGGUCUCCUUCCUCUUGCAAACGGGCAUGGGCAUCUUGGGAAACACCGUGGUGCUUUUGGCGUACGCAAACAUCAUCUGCACAGAACCGAAGCUCCUUCCCGUGGACCUGAUCCUGUGCCACCUGGCCUUCGCCAACCUCAUGCUGCUCCUGACCCGCUGCGUCCCUCAGACUAUGACCGUCUUCGGGCUGAGGGACCUCCUGAACGACCCCGGCUGCAAGGUGGUGAUCUACGCCUACCGGAUCGGCCGGGCCCUGUCGGUGUGCAUCACCUGCAUGCUCAGUGUUUUUCAGGCGGUGACCAUCGCCCCCGCCGGGCCCCGCUUGUCCAGGUUGAAGCCUGCGCUUCCCUCCCUGGUCCUCCCCACCUUCGCGGGGCUGUGGAUCCUCAACAUGGCCAUUUGCAUCGCGGCCCCUUUCUUCUCCAUGGCGCCACGUAACGGCACCGUCCCGGCCUUCACCCUCAACCUGGGCUUCUGCCACGUGGACUUCCGGGACAGUCUGUCCUACGUCAUUAACGGGGUGGCGGUCUCCGGGAGGGAUUUCGUGUUCGUCGCCCUGAUGGUGGGCUCCAGCGGCUACAUCCUCCUGCUCCUCCACCGCCACAGCCGCCAGGUGAGAGGGAUUCGCCGCUCUCAGGGCGGCGGGGCAGAGACCAGGGCGGCCAAAACGGUGGUGACCCUGGUGGUUCUCUACGUGGUCUUCUUCGGCAUCGACAACGUGAUCUGGAUCUACAUGCUGACCGUGUCGAACGUAUCCCCAGUGGUGGCUGACAUGAGGGUGUUCUUCUCAUCCUGCUACGCCUCCCUCAGCCCCUACUUCAUCAUCUCCUCCAACAAAAAGGUCAAGGGGAAGAUAAUGUGUGCAGUCGAGCACGACGCGCCCUCGGUGGACACUCAGGAGUCAAAUGUCAAAUAA
Molecule: messenger RNA, 942 nt
Organism: Menidia menidia (Atlantic silverside)
Lineage: Eukaryota; Metazoa; Chordata; Actinopteri; Atheriniformes; Atherinopsidae
Source: the annotation of a GenBank genome assembly